AAAGCAGACAUCCCCCAACCCCUCCACGCCCAAAACCACAGCUCACAAUAUUCCAAAAACAGUGAUAAUAAAGGAGAUAAAUUAUCAUGGCUCUUCAGAUCAAGGCUUCUCUUCUUCUAGUCCUUCUCUUGAUUCCCUUAUCUUCAGGUGUUGUCACAGAAGGUUUCAAGGAUGGGAUGAACAUUAUCAACUCACUUGUCAAGAAUGGAAUUGCCAUGAAUUCAAGGAAGCUUUUGAGGCAUGAUCUUUCGGACUAUGACUAUGCAGGAGCCAACCCCAAGCAUGAUCCCUGCAAGAAGGGGAGAUCAAACUGCCCGAGGAACCCUUGACUCUAUUUAUCCUGCCUCAAGGCCCAAAUUAAUUAAAUAAUAUAGGCUACUCUUUCUCUAUAUAUCGAAAGAUUUUGAUCAUGUAUGAUGAAUCAUGUUAUAGCAUUAUAUACGUGUUUCUGUGAUGUUAAUAUUGUAGAAGCAUACCCUUAUGAAGUUGGCGGGUAGGGAAAGGCCAAGAGAGAUCAUUCUGCAUUGUUGUAUUUGGGUUCAUGUAGAACACCUAUGGCUAUUGCUAUGAGAAUGAAUAUAUAGUUUUUCUAUCUUAUGAGAAA
Vitis riparia (riverbank grape) is the source of this 604-nucleotide messenger RNA. RefSeq lists its product as uncharacterized. The record is from RefSeq and is a predicted model, not a curated record. Bases 87 to 329 code for a protein of 80 amino acids. The transcript has 3 exons. Lineage: Eukaryota; Viridiplantae; Streptophyta; Magnoliopsida; Vitales; Vitaceae.